Messenger RNA from Candidozyma haemuli, 1839 nucleotides. It is a transcript of the gene GAC1, whose product is annotated as protein phosphatase regulator. Gene Ontology annotation, biological process: regulation of glycogen biosynthetic process. Lineage: Eukaryota; Fungi; Ascomycota; Pichiomycetes; Serinales; Metschnikowiaceae. Gene Ontology annotation, cellular component: protein phosphatase type 1 complex. The transcript has a single exon. The coding region runs from base 1 to 1839 and encodes 612 amino acids. Gene Ontology annotation, molecular function: protein phosphatase 1 binding; glycogen binding. The record is from RefSeq and is a predicted model, not a curated record.
AUGUCCACCUUAACUCUUGCGGUGGCAGACUACUUCAAGCAAGAGCCGCAGCAGGCUGCACCAGAACUCAACCAUAAGGUCGGGCCCGUGGGGAUUCCAAAGCUGAAGAAACUGCAAUGCCAUAGCCAGCUUCUUCUGUCGUCGCCUCACGGCUUCCUUUCCACGUCGGCGCCGCCUUUGCACAAGGCCUCUACUAUCCCUAAGGCGUCUUCUGUGGUGCCCGUGCCACACAACAACAUUAACAUGUCAUAUACUUGCUCUUCGUUUUCGAAGCUGGCGCCUGAUCUUGUUAGCUGGCCGGAGAAGCCAAAGCCUAGAGAUGACGCUUCGUACGAUCCAUUGUCUACUCCACAGGUGCUCAUCUCUGGAUCCAAGGCUGAGAAGCGCGAGCCCCAAGCCACUGAGUCGCCUCAGGAGAAGCCAAAGCAGUUGCCAAAGGAGGGACCAAAAGAAUCGCCAAAGGAGGACACUCAAUCUCCAAAGGAAGCUGCUGGAUCUCCUGCUGAGAAGCAACGGUCGGCCUCAGAUACCAUGCCUCCUUUGCGUAAACUCAAGCUGUCUUUGAAACUUCCACAGCUCCACAAGUCUAACCUGACGUCGCAGCUUUCUCCAAAACUGGUUCGUUUCGCCAGCCGUCUCGAAAAUGUCAAGACUUUUGACGGUAGAGACUCUCCGCUUGCCGUGUCCGUGCAAAACACCCCAAUGGGCUCUCCCUCGCACUUUGAUUUCGACGUGGAAGACUAUUUCUCAAACAACAGCAACUUCACUGACUUGGCUCUUGGUUCCGACGAUUCCGACUCAGAUCUGGACUCCUUCUUCUCGUCGGUCCCUCAGCACAGCUACAGGGUCAGCUCCACCAACUUCACCCCUCCUCAGAACAUUUACGAUAAGAUUUCUUGUCCAGUAUACCUCCAGAGCGUGUGCAUUGCCCUGGAUAAGAAGCUGAUGGUGCUCACUGUCAUGUGCGAGAAUUUGGCUUUUGAAAAGAACCUUAGCGUCAAGAUCACCUUUAACGACUGGCACUCUACCGUCAUCUACAACAACGCUCAAUACGUGAAGUCGUUCUCCCUGUUGAACUUUGACCAGUUCAAAUUCAACAUCCCGCUCACCCUGCUUCCUAGCGCCAUCAACACUCAAUUUUGCAUUAAAUACUCCGUUGCGGGCUCUACUUUCUGGGACAACAACAACACUGAGAACUAUUCUGUCACCUUGACUUCUUGUGGUAAGCCAAAGCCUAAGCCAAAGUCAAGAAGAUCCAAGAUCAACAGCUCCUUCGAUUUCAGUGCUCCUUCAUUCCCUGAAUCAUCGCCUAGGUUGCAGUCAGCUGGCGACACCCCACCAGCGAAAAACCCCGUCCCUUACACCGAAUUGGUUUCUAAACUCAUGAAUGUAAAGAAGGACGAGCAAAGGCGUGUACCUUUAUUUAAGUCGUUGUCUACAUCAAACGUCAACGCCGCCCCUCCAUCCAGACCGGCUUCGCAGGCAAGGCCAAAGUACUCCAAGUCAUACAAAGCACGGACAGCAUCCUCGCCUCCAGCACAAGAACCUAACCUUCUGGUCGGUAACGGAUCUGUCACUCCACCACCAAAGGAAGCUACUCCAGCAGAAUCCAAAGAGGAGGAAUCUAUCCCUCGCUCUGUUGGAGCCUUCCACGAAACUCAAUUUAAUUCCAACACUUAUGCGGCUUUGUUGCGCACAUACUGUUUUAGUGGUACUCCAUCAGCUAACAACUCUGUUAACAAUUCACCUACUAAUUCAAAUUCAUCCAAUAGGCCAGAAUACGACUGUGCCUCACCUGCAUCCACGUUUCACUCUUUGAGUGAUUCGAUCCACAUUUAA